GCCCUGAAGAUCUUAUGACUUUUGUAAACAAUAACAAGGCAAAAACUACCUGAGGAAGAAGUCGGAUUUAUCCAGCAGCGAUGAACGCCGUGAUAGCGCUGUGCCAUUUUUGUGAGGCGCACGGUCCCUGCGCCAUUUUCUGCACCCAAACGCUAAGGGACACAAAGCUGGAGGAUUUAUCCAUGGAUCAGCAGCAGAUCCAGAAAUCCUGCUCCGCCUGCAAUUACUCGAUGGGCAAGAAUAACAAUGCCAUCUACAGCAGGGACACAGAAAGCGGAGCCACAUUUGUGAGCACCAAGGUGGCUGUCCUGCCGGAAGUGGCGAGUUUGGUAAAACAAGCAGCGGUUUUGAGUUUGAGCAAUGGAACGGAUCCCAGCAAGGAUGGCGAGUUUGUAUUCUUCGGUGAUUCGUCCAGGGGUCAUAUCCUAAGUCACACGUUCCGAGUGAGUGACCUGCAGGCACGUGGCUACUCGCAGCUCUUCUCCAUCAUAGUCCUCAUGAAGGACAAGUACUUCCUGCUGAACAUCAAACCCUUUUUGGCGGAGCACUUGAAGAAGGUCUCGUCGGAGCUGCAGGCGGCUGCCAGGAAGACCAAAGAGACAGAGGAACUCACCUACUCCGAAAGGCAGAGGCGUCUAUCCGGCGCCCAGUUCCUGAUGCCCACCUCGCGCUCUCUGCUGGAACUCACAGGCGAGGAGCAUAUCUUCGCCCAGCUGCACUCGCACUUCUCGUGGCUCCUGCUGGCCGGUUCCCGCUUUCUUACCGAGCACGUAACCUUUGGCAACCUUCCCUGGCUACCGCCACAAAGUAGUGGCCGUCCUCCCGCCCAGCGACUCACAUACAACAGCUCCACGUUGCCCAUGAUCGAAAGCAUCGAUGAUCCCGAUCUGGAAGAGUUCUUUUCACUGCGUCAUCUCAAGAGUGUGGUGCGCAAGGAGGAGUUCGCCACCGUGUGCUAUUGCGCUCUGACUGGCGUGAAGAUCGUGGUUCGUGGAGAUCCGAGAAAAACGUUUCGGUUCAUGGUCUGCCUAAAGAAACUCCUACCUGAGCCCAUGCACAACUUGAUGAGAAUCGAUGCCCAGCACCAGCACUCCAUCAGCUCCGAGUACAAGAUCAUAUCCGUGUCCAAUGACAUAGCCGUUCCGAUGGCCAGUAGCUCUGUAUUUCGAAUCGACUUCUUGGACAAACACGUCAACGGACACGAGGUGUCGGUCAAAUGGCCGGGAGAACUGCCCAGAAAAUUGCCAGAUCUUAUGGUUAAACUUCUAAAAGCCGUGGAGGAGAAAAACUUCACAGAACUGGUGCUCAACAAGCAAACCAAGGUGCUCAUCGAAGAAUGGAAAAACAAAGUGACCUGCCUUAACCACGCCAAAUCCACCAGCGUCCAGGGCAAACUAAAGAAGGUGCUUGGAGUACAGCCGCACGAUCAGCCGGUUAUCAACUACUGGAGCACGCACCUCCACUAG
This is a messenger RNA of Drosophila ficusphila, 1466 nucleotides long. RefSeq names its product folliculin (gene BHD). Gene Ontology annotation, cellular component: cytosol. The record is from RefSeq and is a predicted model, not a curated record. The transcript is spliced from 3 exons. Lineage: Eukaryota; Metazoa; Arthropoda; Insecta; Diptera; Drosophilidae. Bases 81 to 1466 code for a protein of 461 amino acids. Gene Ontology annotation, molecular function: GTPase activator activity. Gene Ontology annotation, biological process: positive regulation of transforming growth factor beta receptor signaling pathway; positive regulation of GTPase activity; negative regulation of transcription by RNA polymerase II.